AGACAAUGAGCGUAUUAAUAAGACAACUAGUUAAAAAUUGCUGGGUUUGAGAAAUUAGUCCUUGCGUCUUUCGAGCAUAACAAGUGGACGCGGCAAGAAGCCUUGAUAUCCCAGCAUAGCCUCCUUCCCGGAAAUCGCAUCGUUGGACUUCUCCCAGUAAAACCAGUUCGGUGUGAUUGUGGCUUCCUCUGAAGCCUCUCUCCUUCCAGCCUGCCCUGGGCGGCUCCAUCCGUCCAAAUGGGAGCUGAGUUUGCAAGCUACCAGAGGCAGUGGAGCUGGUGCUGCUGAUGUCAGAGCCAGAAGACAGUUGUGAUUGGAUCUAAUUAGACUUUGCGGCAGCAAAUAGACGAGCUCCCUGCGUGAUUGGCUUUAAAGUGGAUGGUGCCAAACAACUCGCAGAGGCGCAAAAGUAGCAGCCCUGCUUUGGGAGCCCAGAGGAGGAGAAAAGAGCUCCGGGGCGCUCAGGACGCGCGGGAGAAUCUUUCCCAGAGCUUUCUGCCUACGGAAGGGCUCAGCUUUCCAGCGCACAAGGGAGGCUUUCAGCAGCUCCAGAACCAGGGGACGCGACAAUUAAAGAGAAGGUGCUUGCUAGCAUUCCCAGUCCUAAAAAGUGAGUCUGCUACUUGAUUUGGAAAGCCAGAAAUACUCACCGCAGCAGCCACCGCAGCAAGAAUAAGAAAGGCGAAAUUGAAUUAGGACCGGCUCCUCUCUAAGUCUCCCAACUGGCAUGGCAUCUGUCCUGGGGAGCAGCGGCAGAGGAUCUGGAGGGCUAAGCAGUCAACUCAAAUGCAAAUCCAAGAGGAGAAGAAGGAGGAGGUCCAAGAGGAAAGACAAAGUAAGCAUAUUGUCAACCUUCCUCGCUCCCUUCAAGUACCUAAGUCCUGGAACCACAAACACGGAGGAUGAAGACAAUCUAAGUACGAGCAGUGCUGAAGUGAAGGAAAACCGAAAUGUGAGCAACCUGGGGACUAGGGCCCUGCCCCCUGGAGACUGGGCCAGAGGCAGCGGGCCCAGCAUUAAAAGGAAAAGGCCACUGGAGGAAGGAAACGCGGGGCAUUUCUGCAAACUCCAGCUGAUCUGGAAGAAGCUCUCCUGGUCUAUGACACCCAAGAAUGCCCUGGUCCAGCUGCAUGAGCUGAAGCCUGGUCUGCAGUACAGGAUGGUGUCACAGACGGGCCCAGUGCACGCCCCAGUCUUCGCAGUGGCUGUGGAAGUGAACGGGCUCACGUUUGAAGGCACGGGACCCACUAAAAAGAAAGCCAAGAUGCGGGCAGCAGAGAUGGCCCUGAAGUCCUUUGUGCAGUUCCCCAAUGCGUUUCAGGCCCACCUGGCCAUGGGCAGUAGUACCAGUUCAUGCACUGACUUCACCUCUGACCAGGCUGACUUCCCAGACACGUUGUUCAAGGAGUUCGAACCAUCUUCAAGAAACGAGGACUUCCCGGGCUGUCGUCCGGUUGACCCGGAGUUUCUGUCUUCCACCUACCGGCGAGGACGGCUGUUCUACCACACACUGGACCUCAUGGGCCAGGCUCUGCCCGACAGGUCCAGGUUGGCCCCCGGGGCUCUGGGCGAGAGGAACCCUGUAGUGGUGCUGAAUGAGUUACGCUCAGGUCUGCGGUAUGUGUGCCUCUCGGAAACAGCCGAGAAGCCCCGAGUCAAGAGUUUUGUCAUGGCUGUGUGCGUGGACGGGAGGACGUUCGAAGGCUCUGGACGCAGCAAGAAGCUGGCCAAGGGCCAGGCAGCACAAGCUGCUUUGCAGGCCCUCUUCGACAUCCGGCUGCCUGGCCACACACCCAGCAGGAGUAAAAGCAACCUCUUGCCACAGGAUUUUGCAGACUCUGUGUCCCAGCUGGUCACACAGAAGUUCCGUGAGCUGACAGUUGGCCUGACAUCUGUGUAUGCCCGCCACAAAACACUGGCAGGAAUCGUCAUGACAAAAGGCUUGGACACCAAACAGGCGCAGGUCAUCGUCCUGUCCUCUGGGACCAAGUGCAUCAGCGGAGAUCACAUCAGUGACCAGGGGCUCGUUGUCAACGACUGCCACGCUGAAAUUGUGGCCAGGCGGGCAUUUCUUCACUUCCUCUACACUCAGCUGGAGCUGCACUUGAGCAAGCAUCGAGAGGACUCCGAGAGAUCAAUAUUCGUUCGUUUAAAGGAAGGAGGCUACAGGCUUCGAGAAAACAUCCUCUUCCAUCUCUAUGUGAGCACGUCCCCCUGCGGAGAUGCCAGACUCAACUCUCCCUAUGAAAUCACCACAGAUUUGAACAGCAGCAAACACAUCGUCAGGAAGUUCCGAGGCCACCUGCGCACCAAGAUUGAGUCUGGGGAAGGGACAGUCCCUGUCCGAGGUCCCAGUGCAGUCCAGACGUGGGAUGGCAUCCUCCUGGGAGAGCAGCUAGUCACCAUGUCCUGCACAGACAAGAUUGCCAGCUGGAACGUGCUGGGACUGCAAGGUGCUCUCCUCUGCCACUUCAUCGAGCCUGUGUACCUCCACAGCGUCAUUGUGGGAAGCCUGCACCACACGGGCCACCUCGCAAGGGUCAUGAGCCACAGGAUGGAGGGCAUCGGCCAGCUGCCUGCCUCAUACCGGCAAAACAAGCCUCUUCUUAGUGGCGUGAGUAACACCGAGGCCCGGCAGCCAGGAAAGUCUCCCCAGUUCAGUGCCAACUGGAUCGUGGGCAGUGCCGACCUGGAGAUCAUUAAUGCCACAACUGGGAAGAGGAGCUGUGGGGGCUCAUCCCGGCUCUGCAAGCACGUGUUUUCUGCUCGGUGGGCACGGCUGCAUGGUAGGCUAAGCACACGGAUCCCCAGUCUUGGAGACACACCGUCUAUGUACUGUGAGGCCAAGCUGGGGGCUCACACCUACCAGUCUGUUAAACAGCAGCUCUUCAAGGCUUUUCAGAAAGCUGGUCUUGGCACCUGGGUGAGAAAACCACCAGAGCAAGAUCAGUUUCUACUAAGUCUCUAAGUUGCUAGACUCCUUUGCUGUUGGAGCAGAGCGAAACGCCUGGAGGAGACGCCAUUGUAUGGUGGUGUGGUGUGUCCAUUGACUCUUAACAUUGUUCUCCUUCAGUGUUCAGGAACACACGUGUUCAUGUCUGGAUCGGAGACUAGAUUUGAGUUUUGUUCAUGCUGCUUCUCCCUGGGUUGUUAGUUCCAAGAACUCUGUCCACAUAGCUUGAGGUAGAAGCACUAUUGCAUUAGCCCCAUCCCUUCCUGGUGUCAAAAGGAAAGAAUCUCUUCAGGCAAGGGGAGCUCAGAAGCAAGAUUGGAAAGUAGUCCUUACGUGCAGCCUCAUGCCCCAUCCUCCGUGCUUCCCUCCCCUUUCAUGGGCCUCUCUAGAGGUGUGAUCGAGUCUCCCCAACACAAGUUUAUAUGGCUUCCAUAUAAGCCACAGGUGAAAAGAAAAGCCAUGGGCUCUUUAACUCCAAAGAACCCAACAGGAAUGAAUGCUGAAUUGUUUUCAUUAUCCAUUCAGGCCUUUCCACCGUCUUUCAAAAGUUCUUGAGAUGGACACUGUUAACGAGCAACUAAAGUCAAUGAAAACCCUGUUUAUGACACAAAGGGAUAGUUAACUAAGACACAGAAGAGUCGUGAUCUAUGAUCUAAGAAAACUGCUUUUCAUCUGCCCAGUUGUAGAAUGUUUCAAACAAACCCAGGCCUAUUCCUUGAUUGCAAAAUUUCCAUUGUUUUCGCACAUAUGACAGCCAUGGAAGUGAGAACUGCAGAAUGGUUAUAACUACGACCCAAUAAUCUCUACAUUAGGUAAUAGUAAUAAAACCGAGUCUUAGAGAAAGUUCUGAAUUUUAAAAUGAAUUGUUAAAAUAAAGAAAGCAUACAUACACAUACACACACACACACACACACACACACACACACACACAUAAAACACUCAACAAAAUCUUUAGGUUUGAGGAGCUACUCUAUCAUUUUAGAUUUCUUAAUCAUCAUCUUGCAUGAAUAAAAUAAUAAUAAUUUUAACAAGAAUAGUUGUGAUUUAUCAUAGCUGCCAAAAUUAAAGAGACAGAAUUAUUCCACUUUUAGAAUGUGCAUCAAAGUUCAUAGCUAAGCAUAGAUCUCUUUAAUAUUUAACCUAUAUCAUCGUCCCUAAGAGGAGAAGAUGCAGACAAAGGGAGGCAUGUUGGUAACAUAUUUUUAGUCAAACCAAGUUCCUUGAAUUAAUUUUUCUACUUGGAGCUCAUUUCCAAUAUUCAUCAAGUUAGUUAACAUGUGUGUAAUCUUUUUUAUUUAAAAAUAUCCCAUCUUAUGGGCUGUAGAGAUGGCUCAGCAGUGAAGAGCAUUUGAUGCUCCUAGAGAAGACUCUGGUUCAAUUCCCAACACUCAUAUAGCAGCUUGCAUCCAUAACUCCAGAUUCAGUGCUUAUGACACCCUCUUCUGGCCUCUGAGGGCUCCAUGCACCCAUGCGAUACACUUAUAUACAUGUGGGCAAACUAUCAUAUAUAUAAAAUAAAAAUAAAUAAAUCCUUUUUAACCCCAUCUGAACUGCAUUA
Microtus ochrogaster (prairie vole) is the source of this 4511-nucleotide messenger RNA. It is a transcript of the gene Adarb2, whose product is annotated as adenosine deaminase RNA specific B2 (inactive). Gene Ontology annotation, biological process: adenosine to inosine editing; RNA processing. Gene Ontology annotation, molecular function: tRNA-specific adenosine deaminase activity; double-stranded RNA adenosine deaminase activity; adenosine deaminase activity. Gene Ontology annotation, cellular component: nucleolus; cytoplasm. Lineage: Eukaryota; Metazoa; Chordata; Mammalia; Rodentia; Cricetidae. The record is from RefSeq and is a predicted model, not a curated record.